Molecule: messenger RNA, 2118 nt
Organism: Contarinia nasturtii (swede midge)
Lineage: Eukaryota; Metazoa; Arthropoda; Insecta; Diptera; Cecidomyiidae
Product: 4-coumarate--CoA ligase-like 7
Exons: 8
Coding region: 346-1986 (546 amino acids)
Biological process (GO): long-chain fatty acid metabolic process; fatty-acyl-CoA biosynthetic process
Molecular function (GO): long-chain fatty acid-CoA ligase activity
Source: RefSeq, a predicted model, not a curated record
CGAUUAACUAAAGUUACUUUGUAGUGUCGCCUUGUAGGCUACAAGUUGUAGCAUAUACAGCUUUCUAUUAAACGUUUAUUGUCUUUCUCUCUACAUCAUUCUACAUCCCGAUUAAUUCAUCUGCCCUGAUUUCGAUAAGAACUUAUCAAGAAAAAGACUUGUGCGCCAUUAUCACAAGUUUAUAUUUAUCUAGAUUGAUAAAAACGAGUUUUUUCUUCAUCGAGUGGAGGAAAUCAAUAAUAAGCAAAACCGUUGAAGCAAAGAAAUAUUCCAGUACUUUGUAAGCGGUAUAGCAGGUUUAAAAGUUCUUCUAUUGAAUCAGUCGGCCGAAGGAAAUUAGCAAAGAUGCAGUACUCAACGCGAUUUGAUGCAAAUAAAAAGGUUUGGUUUGGUCCAAGUAGUGACUUUAAAAUAGAUAAGCAAACCAACUUUGGUGAUAUUCUCUUGGAAAACCUUAACGAUACUGAUGCCGAACGGGUGAUACAAAUUAAUGGUGACACCGGCGAAACACUCACAAAGGCUGAAGUUCGUAAGCGGACGAUACGAUGUGCUCAAAAUCUGAUUCGAUUGGGAUGCAAACAAAAUGAUUGUAUCAGCAUUAUUUCGCGUAAUCAUCACAAUUUAACGCCGCUUCUAUAUGCAGCAAUUUGCAUUGGAUCUCCGGUUAGUCCAUUGGAUGUUGUGACAGUGAAAGAUGGAAUUUCUUUGAUUCUUCAAAGAGUAAGACCAACAUUUAUUUUCUGCGAUUCUGAUGUUUUGCAAACGAUUAAGGAAACGACCACCGAUAUUGGAUUGAAUACAAAGCUGUUUACGGUGAAUGGAUCACUCAAUGGAUUUGAUUCAAUCGAUAGUUUAAUGGUUGAAACUGGCACUGAAGACUCUUUUGUGUGUGCAAAAAUAGCCGAUGCAUGUUUGCAAACGGCUGUAAUUUCUUGCUCUUCUGGUUCCACCGGACUUCCAAAGUCGAUUUGCAUGAGUCAUGCCCUUUUUUUGAACAUGUUUUCGAAUCGAAUUUCUCAAUUUCCAUUCAUUAGUUUGAGCUUUAGUUCAUUGUAUUGGUUAUCUGGCAUUUGGGCAAGCAUAUCACCGGCUUUUAAAAAUACCCGUAUCUUUACCACGAAACCAUUUUCUGCUGAACUAUUUUACGAGUUAGUGGUAAAACAUAAGAUUCAAUUUUUCUUUGGUCCACCGUGUCAAAUGCAAGCAUUUCUUAAGAGUGAGCAAUGUGCUAAGGCUGAUUUGUCAUCACUUUUGGCGUGUUUUAUUAUUGGUGGCUUCAUUCCAUCCGUUUUAGUUCAAACGCUAAAAAAAUUCCAUCCAAAAUGCAGUAUGCUUACAGGUUACGGAAUGACGGAAAUUGGUGGAGGCGCGAGUUGUACUGCACCAAAUGAAUUGGAAGAAUAUCCAAAUUCUGUUGGGCGCUUAGUUCCAGGCGCAAAAAUGAAAAUAAUAAGUGAAAAAACCGGCGAAAAGUGUGGAAUCGGUAAAGAAGGCGAGAUUUAUGUGAAGAUUCCAGUUCCAGCAAUCGGAUACUAUAAAGAUGAAACAGCCACUCGAAGUGCCUAUGAUAGUGAAGGGUAUUUUAUCAGCGGUGAUCUUGGCUAUUUCGAUGAAUCUGGUCGGCUGAUUGUUGUCGGAAGAAAAAAAGAAAUUUUUAAAAACUGUGGAUUCUCCAUUUGGCCGGCUGAGCUUGAGGAUCUCAUCAUAAAAAGUCCAGCCAUUAAAGAGGCUUCUGUUGUUAGUGUCUAUGAUGAUGAAGCAGUGACAGAUUUACCCGCUGCACUUGUUGUGAAACAAGAUAAUUGUUCAAUAACAGAAAAUGAAGUUUAUGCUAUUAUUGCCGAUCAAUUGCCUAGUUACAAGCAUCUUGAUGGUGGCGUUUACUUUGUUGAUGAAUUGCCAAUGACACCAUCCGGCAAAGUUAUCCGAUACAAAGUUCAGAAAAUGGCACAGAAAUUCUAUCAACAACGAAAAUGCGGUCUUUAACAUAAAAUUCAAUGAUAAAGGUUCGAUAUUUAAAAUGAAUGAAAUUACUAUGAAUGGAUUUAUUAUUUUGUAUAUGUCAAUAAUAUUGAAUGUUAAUUUACAACAAUAAAAGCGUUUUUAUCACAACAUAAA